This is a messenger RNA of Sycon ciliatum, 15879 nucleotides long. RefSeq lists its product as uncharacterized. NCBI's taxonomy places the organism in Eukaryota, Metazoa, Porifera, Calcarea, Leucosolenida, Sycettidae. Gene Ontology annotation, molecular function: calcium ion binding; protein binding; G protein-coupled receptor activity. Gene Ontology annotation, biological process: cell surface receptor signaling pathway; G protein-coupled receptor signaling pathway. Gene Ontology annotation, cellular component: membrane. The transcript has 54 exons. The record is from RefSeq and is a predicted model, not a curated record. The coding region runs from base 737 to 15127 and encodes 4796 amino acids.
GCCAGCUCCCGAUCCGUUGCGCAUACGGUUCGAGUACCAAAUCUACUACAAAGUAGUACAGAAUGUGCCCAAAUGCUACGACAGGUUUGCCAAUUGAAGCUUGAAUUCUUUGUUUCUUCAGUAGUUCAAGGUCUUUCGGUGAUGGCCACUCGGUGCUACUUUUACUGGAGAUCAUGAAAAUACUUCUACACAUUUUAUUGCAGUCUAGUAAGCGAUUGUGUCGAAAUUAUGCUUGCAAACGUUGGUGAAGUCACAAGAACUUGCCAAUGUAUCCAUCAUAUUUUCUAUUUGUUUCAAUUGUAUUUGUCUCAGAAGUUGCACAAUGGUCAAGCAGAUCAUCCGAGAAGGACGGGCUGGUAUGCUGACUUAUUUGCCACCUUGAAGCGACUACAAGAAUGGCGAACGGACCUCCUCUCUAGCUUCAAUUUAGGAAAAUUUAGGACAAGUGUUGGUUUGAUAUUUUGACAAAGUCUGGCUCCCGGCAGCCGGCGAUCACCGGCGCGAACGGUUCACAAACCACUUUUGGUCAAAAUUGUACGGGAUCGGCGCCGGGGCAGAUCGCAAGAGUUGGGCACUGUCCAACUUUGCCGGCGGUCCCUUGCGAUAUUUUACCGUAUGAUUUUGUUACGACUGCACUGGUUCACACAAUCGCAAUGCGCCGGGAGAGGUUGCAAGAAGCCCACCGCCGGUGACUCCCGGCGCGUACCGGCGAUAUGUGAACCAACCCUUAAAAAGUAUGGUGCGUUUGCGUUUUGGAUUUCUUCUUCCAGUUAUCCUGUGCGGACUACCAUCUCUGGAUGGAGGGCUCAGCUACAAUCUGCCUGAGGAGUUUCAAGACACUGUCACUUACGGCACCGAAUUGAGUUUCCGUUGUGUGGAUGAUGGCUACGAAGUGAGCGAGUCUCCCUUGCCUUUCUGCACAAUGUCCGGUAACUUCUCCAAUACUUUCCCGACGUGCAUAAAUAUUGAUGAAUGCAUUCGAGGUACACAUAUUUGUGAUAUCAAUGCUGAAUGUAGGGAUACCAAUGGAGCCUACACAUGUUCAUGUCUACCUGAUUUCACUGGAUCUGGAACAACCUGCACAGGUAUUACAUGUCCCCUACCACUAUCCACUGAUGUUACCACCUUCAUCAACACCCCGCUUACAGAAGAUGACCGUCUCGAGCUGGGCACGGUGCUGGAUGUGCAGUGUGCGAAUGGCUAUGAGCUCGUGCCGCUGGAUCAAGUGCUUCCUGAAUGCGCACGGCAUGGGAAUCUCUCUCUACCUCUCCCUGUGUGCUACGUUAUCAACUGCACGCAGCCUGACAACGGUCUGAAUGCUGAUAUCAGUGACCAGUCUGGUCUGUACCCAUUCGGGCACAGUCUGACCUACACGUGCCAGGAUGGCUACAGAGCAAGGAACAAUGCAAGCAGUCUGAUCAUACACUGCCAGGCUGACAGAACCUGGUCAGGAGAACCAUUGCAGUGUCUUGACAUUGAUGAAUGUUCAGAGGGGGCUGAUGAUUGCCAUGACAACGCUGUGUGCACGAACAUGCAGCCAGGCUUCAUGUGCAAUUGCUCCACUGGCUUUACUGGGGAUGGACGAGAGUGCAAUGUGGUCACUUGCAGUGCUGGAGUGCUGAACGACUUCGUCACUGUGAUGAGCUCUCCGACAGCAAGCUACUCCGAGCAGAUUCAGUAUGCCUGUGCAGGCGGGUACGUGCACGAAGGUGGCGAUCUCGUCCGCACCUGCCUGGACAGCGGCACGCUCAACGGCACCAGUCCUACAUGUAGAGGUCGUCUCUGUGAUAGUCUGCAGAUAGUCGAGAAUGGUGCGCUGUCAAACGAUUCUGACUUGCUUGGUGAGGGUGAGCUUCGCUUCAGGGAAGGUGACAUGACAACGCUGAUGUACGAAUGCAACCUCGGUUAUGCUCUCAUCGGUAGCAGCCUGGUUGCAUGCACUGAAGAUGGCAGCUGGUCUCCAGGAUUUCCCAGUUGUCGACAAUGCCCCAUGGACGUGUUUGGAUCAAACUGCACAAUGCAGUGCACAUGUCUGCAUGGCUCUUGCAAUCAUAUCACUGGAAACUGCACUUGCUCUCCUGGAUUCACUGGACGAAACUGCUCCGAGGCGAUAACGUGUGAUCAUCCAGAGCCAGGUGUACACUCUACAUUCAACAUGUCAGAAACAGGCAGCUAUGCAUUUGAAUCAACAGUGCAAUACUACUGCUUGGACGGGUACACCACUGCAGGAAUGCUUACUGUUAGAAUGUGUGUGGGAACCGGAGUAUGGACUAGACAGCCGCUGAACUGCACACCUGUGCAAUGCGAUGAGGUAUCUGGGGAGAAUCUUAUGGUCGAGGGAACUGAUCUGUUUUUCAUGUCAAGCCUAAGCCUCGACUGUCGUCUUGGCUCGGCUUUGGACACAAACGAGAUCACAACGGAGAUUACAUGCAAUGCCAGUAGAGAAUGGAGCCCCGGGAUACCAGAGUGUAAUAUUGUGAAUUGCACUGGCUUGGAUGACCCAGAAAAUGGAUUCCUGAGUGAUACUGUCUUCUCGAACGGAUCAGUUGUAGAAUUCGGCUGCAAUGAAGGGUUCAAUUUGUCCACAACGUACGACAGCUUGGAGUGUCAAGUCUUGAAGCAGAGUCCUUUGGAGGGUGUUUGGUCUGCAAGAGAGCCAGAAUGUUUGAUCAUCAACUGUACAUUUCACACUGUAUCCAGCCUUGUACUGCCAUUGUUUGACACGACUGAUGGCCAAUUGCCAUACACAUCCUUCAUCAACUACACUUGUGUCACUGGCUACGAAGUGUCCAACCCGGAGGAUGAGUAUCAGCAGUGCCAAGCUGAUGGUGUCUGGUCUGGUCAGCCACCAGUCUGUGAAGGGGUUUCUUGUCCUGAUCAGGUACCUCCCACACAUGGCUCACUCAAUGGUAGUGUCUUCGUAUUCAACAACAUUGUCAGCUUUGAUUGUGAUCGAGGCUACAACCUGGUCGGAGAUAGGCUCAUCAUCUGCCAGGCAAACCGGGCUUGGAACAUAUCUGAGCAACCGAUGUGCUCUCCUGAGAUCUGCACUCUUCACAACAUCAAUUACCCAGUAACCAGCAAUCUAACCAGCAAUGCCACGCAGAUCGAGUUCCCGCAAGCUGUCGCGUACAGCUGUCCGGGCAACCUUGGCUUCGUGAAUGAAUCCAACGCAGUGCAGUACUGCACGGAGUUUGGAACACUGAGCGGGGCAACACCGCUUUGUGUGGAUUUGGAUCCUGUUGCAGGAGAACUCACGCCAAGCUUCCACCUAAGUAAUGAGUCCACCAUCGGCGCUGUCAGUCUCCUUUGCAAUACGACCGGCGCCGGACCGUUCUCCUACACGUGGUCAUUGGCACCGUUGACAGCAUUUCCGGAUAUUCUGGCUUCAUUGAGAAGCGGCAAUACAUCACUCGCCCUUCCCAGCAAUGGCACUCUCCAGAUGACCCGUUUCACUAUCCUUCCUGACUACAUUGAGCAGCAGAUAUUGGUACCUCGGCUAAGGAACUUCAGUGGAGUAAUUCGGUGUCAAGUAGAGAGCCAGUCGAACCUUGAAAGUAGCUUGGCUACUGCCAUCACACACAGCUUAGUUGUUUUUCAUGUUCGACCUUCAGUCAGUAUCCGACCUGAGCAGACCAUGGUUGCCGUUGGAUCAUCGGUGGUGUUUACAUGCAAUGUUACGGAUGCUAUUCCUUUGACAAUGUCCACUGACAUCACUUGGCAUCGACAACGUCUUGGUAGCAGCAGCGAUCAGGAAAUUGUGUCUGCCGGUCGGUUCGAAGUAUCCAGAUUUCCAGAUCAAAGCACACUAUCUAUCAUGAACGUAAUGGCCAGUGAUGAGGGCACAGUUACAUGCAGGGUUGGCAACUCUGCAGGAUUAUCUACAGCUACAGCUUUGCUGAUUGUUAAUGGUCCACCCAGUGUGAAUAGUAUUCGCGCUGCCGCUCAAGAAAUAUCCGUUGGUGAUGCCACCGAGCUGAUCUGCAACUAUGAAACACUGGCUUGCCCGGUAAAUGUCAGCUUCUACUUCUACCAGUUCUCGUCGCGGGACAUGGAACUCCUUGCAGUUGAGCGUGACGACAACAGCAGUGUCCUGCCAGAUGUGUGUUCUCGUCGCAACACCAGUCUAACCGCUACUUUGUCUCUAGAUAAUGUCACGCACGGGCAGUCAGGAAGCUACUUUUGCCGAGUAGCGAACCGAUAUGGUACCAGCAUGUCCGGUACAGUCAACAUCUCCGUCCUAGUGCCGCCAAACGCCACCAUAGUUCCGGAGGAGGAUACAGUUGUUCCCGUCAGCACCCGUGUCACGUUCACUUGUACAGCUGAGGGGUUUCCAGCGCCACUCCUUACUUGGCACUUUAAUGGCAGUGAAGCAGAGGAUUCUGCCAUCAUCUCCAAUUCUGCCCUGAUCAACAAUUCAGCGCAAGACGGAUUUGGCUUUGUUGUCAAGAGUUCCAGCACGCUAGAGUUUGAAAGUGUUGGCAGACAGCACCGUGGUACCAUCACGUGCAACGCUGCAAAUGUAGUCGAUGAGCAAGACGUUCAUGCAAGUCUGUUUGUUCAAGAUGUGCCUGAUCCUGUGCUGAACCUGACUACACGGAACGGCACGGAGCAGACCGUGCUGCUUGUGGCCGAAUGGCAGCAGCCUGUGGAUAGAAGUGGCCUCCCUGUCAACUACACGAUACUGUUGAUGCAUUUGAGUGGCAAUCGGAGCUUUGCAGGUUAUGUCGACAUGACAGUGUUUCAUCUCAACAGCUCGUUGGUGAGGCCAGCCAGCGAAAACUACACUGAACCGAAUACACUGUCGCCGUUUGCCAACUACACCAUCAAUGUGGCCGCUUGUAAUGCCAUUAACUGCAGUAGAUUUGUCACGGCAGAACGUCUACUUACUACUCCUCCUCAAGCUCCCAGCACUCCACCUAUCUUAUCAGAGCCUGAGGAGGAAGAGGUUCUCGCCGAGACCAUCACGAUCACGUGGAGUCCACCAACGGAAUCAAACGGUGUCAUUGUUGCUUACCAGUUGCUUGUGAGGAAUCUGUCCCUCUCGAGCUUUGGCGGUUCUCGCAGAAAGCGACAGAGCGCCGAGGACAGCUGUUCUGGCGGCAGCCCAGUCAUGUACAAUGUCAGUGCAUCAGCAACGCAGUUCGUUAUUCCAACGCAGCCUCAUACCCGGUACUGUGUUCAAGUGCAGGCAGACACUGAGCAAGGACCUAGCCCGCUUGGGUCUCAGAUUGUCAUUGACUCAGCUCAGAGUGCACCCACUCCACCAGUGAACCUGACAGUUCCAGCACUUAAUCCGCAGAAUGUCACGUUGACUUGGCUACCUCCUCUGGAGGUGAAUGGCUUUCUCCUUCAAUAUAGCAUCAAGUACAUGAGCACUGGCGAACCCUCACUGAGGGGAUGUACACAGCAAGAUGAGUUGAACAUCACGGGGCAAGAUCUAAGCGAGGCAUUGCAGAUCUGGCCACUGUACAACCUCUGCCCUGAUACCGUGUACCGUGUGGAGGUCACCGCUUGGACCAGCGUAGCUGAAGGCAACAGUACAUUUGCUGUGUUCAACACGUCAGUGUUGAACUGCACUUCCUCGCCAGAUGGCACCAAUAUCAACUCCUCGUUGCUCAAGUCUAACUAUAAUGCUGGUGGCAGUGUAUUUGCACCAGGUGCUGUGCUGAAUAUCUCUUGUGCGGUGGGAUAUCGCCUGAACAAUACCAUUGAUGCCAGAAGUACUCUUCGUCGACAGUGCUUGACCAAUGGCAGCUGGAGUGAUGUCACCAUCUGCACAAAUAUAGAUGAGUGUACUGAGCAGACACACAGCUGUGAUCCCAAUGCCACAUGUUCUGAUGUACCAGGAUCCUAUAACUGUACGUGUAACCUUGGUUACGAGCCUCGUGACGGUCGCUGUUUCCUGGUGCAGUGCAACACAUCAGACCUGCAUGUUACUGUCAAUAGUAUGCUCACGACGGUGUGUCCAUACACGACCACGCUAACCACUGUCAACCUGGCUCUGGCUGCUAAUGAUUACAACACCAUUGCAUGCUAUCGGUGCAUAGCCGGAGACCCUCAAUUCGAGCAGACGGGCAUUGGCUCAGUUGUGCGUCGCUGCACUGAAACGGGCCAGUGGAAUGACACAGCCUUGGCAUGUGACAAUGAGAAUGAAUGUGGAGAUGAGACCACAGCUGCUACUCAUAACUGCUCUGCUAACUCAGAUUGCGUGAAUAGAGCUCAGCCUGAGCGAUUCCAAUGCAACUGCCACCACGGAUUUGGCAUGGUCAACGACAUUUGCACACUUCUGAACUGUACGGAGCCAGAAGUUGGUGCGAAUGCUGAGAGAGUGGUACCAACCGAGUCAACUGUGCAAGACUUGUACGUAUGGAAUACAACUCUAAGGUUUCAAUGCAACAGUGGAUUCAAUGCCAGCAGUGACAGUCUGGUGCGGACAUGCAACGAUCCAUUUGAUGAUCGUUUUGCUAACUGGAGUGGCACCCCCGCCACAUGCACAGUCCUGACAUGUCCCCGACCAGUAAUACAAGCACCGGUACUACAAGUUACCAUGCCGAUACUGGAAUUUUACAACUUUUCCACUCGGCUGAACUAUAAUUGUGAUGUUGGAUACAGACAAGUCGAGGGUACCUUCUCCAGGGUAUGUGACUGUACACCAGACAUGAACUGUAAUUUCGAUGGCGAUCAACCGGGGUGUGAAGACAUUGAUGAAUGUAACGUGUUCAGCCCUGACCUGAACAAUUGUUCAAUGUUUGCUGACUGUUCCAACACGAUUGGUUCAUUCAAUUGCACUUGUGAUGAAGGAUUUGUUGGCGAUGGCGUGGUCUGUGACUUGGCGAUUUGCACCGACCAGGGAUUCAGUGCUAUCAGUUUUCUCCGCGAUGGCUAUCCCAUUGUGUAUAAUAACACCUUCACAAGUGUCUUCGAAACCAGAGCGGGCAUACGUUACAUGCCUGGCAGGAACUUCACCUACAACAAUACAGUGAUGCUGAGCUGUGAGGAUGGGUACAUUCUGACUAGUGACCUUGUCAAUGAGACUCUGCGUUGUCAAGCCAACGAAACUUGGGACAGGAACACUCCGCAAUGUCAAAUCAUGAAUUGCACCAGACCGGGUUUUAACACAUCAACUUCAGUCCAAGUUACGACCGAACAGUUUGACUACCAGUACCGUACAACCAUUGAAUUUGACUGUCUGCAAGGAUUUCGACGCAACGCGUCCAGCCUAGUUACAAACCUUCGCAACUGCACCGUUCAAUCUCCGGAUAGAAGCAGCAUCACCUGGGAUGGUGUGGAUUUUGAAUGUGAAGAUAUCAAUGAAUGUGCUGAAGGCACACAUAUGUGUGACCCGAAUGCUAUCUGCAACAACACGUUUGGUAGCUUCACCUGUAAAUGCCUUCCCUGCUUCAAAGGCUCUGGGUUUAUCGGAGACUGCCCGAUUGUGAGCUGCAGCUUGGAGAAUGCUACUGUUCCCAGGAGCAACUUUUCGUUGGAGAGACCUGCUGAGUCUCCACUACUAUUUAACAGCAGUUCGCUGAACUGCUCUUUUCUGAUCAGCUAUGACUGCCAUACUGGAUACAAUAUAACAUCUGGAAAUCUACGACGAGAAUGCCUGCCUGAUAGGACGUAUACUGGAUUGAGACCCGUCUGUAACUUUGUGAACUGCACCUACCCUGGACCAGGAUGGUACGCCACACAGAUCUCCAGUAACCUCACUGAUCCAGAUGAAACACUCACUAUAACGGAACGAGAUAAUUUCUUCUUCCCUCGAGACAUGGUCGGUCCUGAUAGAUUUCGCUACCUAUCUAUGGCGACAUUCGAGUGUCUCGAAGGCUAUGCUCAUCCGCGCAAUCUGACAAACUCCAGCCGCUUGUGUCUGGCCAAUGGUAUGCUGGAUGGUGAAAUACACCACUGCUUUCGACGGAAUUGCUCAAUUCUAAUGCCGCGGAACAACAGCGAUCUGUACAAGCUCAACUUCACGAAUCCAGCAUACCCGCUGAGUGACAUCCAGCAACUGCAUGACGGAUUUGAGGAGGCAUACCGGACGAACUUCUCCUACACAAAUCGAUUCUUCUUUGACUGUAAUCGCGGGCAUCGUCUUGAACAGGGCGAGAGCAAUGUAACAGAGUGCUUAUCGAAUGAAAGCUGGUCACAUCCUGAACCUCCAUGUAGUCCCAUUCCUUGCCCAGCUCUGCCGACCGUGUAUUUUGCUGACAACAUCACAACACAGAUCGGCUCACUAAACGGUCUAUUUUAUGACAAUGAAGUUCAGUACACAUGUGAUGGAGGCUUCACUGGCAGUGGCACACUGAAAUGCACUGAUCCGGGUUAUGAGCACACUGUGAGACCAACAGAAGGAACAUGGAUAGCACUGGAGGAGAAUCCACCGUGGACACCACCUGAUGUCACGUGUCACCGUCGCGCACAACUACUGCGUAUCGAGCCACCUCCCAAAAUGGGCGAAACCCUACUUGUAGUCGAAGACAGUACCCUACAGUUGGCGUGUGUACACCAGGGACAUCCAGUAGCCACGGUUCGUUGGUUUCAAGAUGGAGUGCUGAGAUCGGAGAUUACUAGCACGCAGGAGCAAAACGAAGAGCAGGAAAGACGACGUGAGGUGCUUGAUUCGUGGCCGUCGACAAUCACUGUACCAAACGUUCGUCGUAGAAAUAGUGGCACAUGGACUUGUGAAAUCUCUCAAGCAAGGCAGGAAGAUGGUGUAGAGGUGUUCAUUGAGCGCAGGACAAUAAUAGUAGAAGUCAGAGCUCUGCAGCUGCACGUCCUCAAUCUAAAUUUUGAUGUAGAGGACCCGGAUGAAAACGUGACUAUCGUUGGGACGCAGCAACACAUGGACCUCAGAGAAGAUGUUACUGACGCUGUGGAAGAGCUUUUCCUCAGUAAUACCAACCUUAAUGAGGUGUUCUUUCUCGAUUCAAUUCCUGAGAAUCCGUUCCAUAUUAGGACUGGCUCCAUAAUUGUUGAAAUGGACUUGCAAAUACUGGUUGUCGGUGAAGAUAAUGCUGAUGAGCUGCAACGUCGCUUCAAUAUGGCGGUUGAGGACCAAGCAGAUAUAUUUGGUGUGUUGGUGACACCUAGCGCAACAGUGAUGGCAGUCAAUAUCACCGCAAGACUUCUGGAACGUCUGACAGAAAUCCGGGAAAGCGCCAUUCCACCGGAGGAACUGGCCGAUGUUGCCAAUGAACUGUAUAUUUUGACAAACGCCAAUCCAGGACAGCUGUCCGACACUGAUAUCGGUGCCACUACUACCGUUGUUGGAGCAUUGGCAGAUGCUUUGGCUGACGGCAACCUGGACCUACCAGCUGAGUCCGUGAAUAUGAUUGCACGAGAUGUGUUUUCAGUUGUUGACAACACCUUGCAAGCAGAUGCCACAGCUGCAGCAGCGGAUGAUGCCCAGGAGACUUUGAGGAAUGCUGUGACCAGUGCGAUUAGCUCGCUGCUGACUAACCAGACAAUAGCCGGCAGUGUGCAAGGUGCUACUGUUGUUGGCGACUCCGUGUCCGGUGCUAAUAUUGUUAACAGCGGUGCUGCAAUGGAUAUCACUGCUUCCUUUUCGGAUGAUGAGACCCCUGCUCUGGCUGUUGGUGCUGGAGCCAUGACUGGCAUGGCAUCUGUACAGCUGACAUCUGAUGCGUUUAACGCAGCAGCAUGUGAGAACAGGAAUGAAACAACUAACCUCUGCAUGGAUGGCUUUAGCGCAGUCUUCACACAGUUUACCGACUUCAAUCUGUUCCGGGAUGGCAACUGUGACAUCGGAUCAUCCAGCAUCCUAGGUGCUUCGGUCAAUGGACAGAAUGUAACCAGGUCACGCAACGGUGAAACACUUGUUCGUGCCAACUUCUCAGUCAAUAUGGGUACGAGUACCGGAGCCCGCUGUGCUUUCUACAAUGUCACACUGCGGCGGUGGCGUACGGAAGGAUGCCGCACUGUCAUGCCCACACCGGGUGUGGUGACCUGUGACUGCGAUCACUUGACCAAUUUUGCAAUCCUGCUCACUGAAGAUGCGCCAAGCCAAGAGGACAUCACCAUAGUAACCUACGUUGGUUGCGGCAUCUCCAUCAUUGGCCUCGUGUUCACAAUCAUCUUGCAUAUUCUUGCGCGAACUCUGCGGCAGAAGGUUCAAACGAAAAUCCUGAUCGGCCUCUGCGUCUCGCUUACACUGCUCCUAACCUUCAUGAUCACGUUGGAGAGUGCACGUAGCAACGACACUGCAUGUCAGGCUGUGGGCAUUCUGACACAGUACUUUCUCUUGUCAACUUUCUGCUGGAUGGCUGUGCAAUCCGUGCACCUCUACCGCCAGCUCAUUCUUGUGUUCACUGGCGGGGAGCAGCGCUUCCUCUAUCUAGCAACUGGCCUUUCGUUUGGUCUACCAUUUGUGGUGACAACUAUCACAGCCUAUUUCUCACGCAAUCAGUACUCCAUGAGGACGGUCGUAAACGAAGGGUGUUCAGCAAUCGAAGUGGCUCAACCUCAAGAUCCUUUCUGCUUUGUGACCGGCACGCCAUUCUUCGCAGGAGUUUACGGCCCGGUGGCGGCAAUGCUGGUGUUCAAUGGCGUUGUCUACGGGCUAGUCCUGCGCGUCCUCUGGCGGCGCAAGAAGGGCGCCAACCUGCGCAAGAACGACAAGAAGGAGAACGCACGUCGAGCCAAGCAGACGCGUGCCAGCAUCAGCCUGUGCUUUCUGCUGGGUGUGACCUGGAUCAUUGGACUGUUCAUGAUCAGCACUGGGAGCGUGGUGCUCCAGUGGAUAUUCACGGUCACGAAUAGCCUGCAAGGAUUCGCUCUGUUCUUCUUCUACACGGUGUCCCACGACAAGCUACACAAAGAUGUGUCCGACACCUUGUACCACACCGUCACGGGUAAGCAGCGAGUACGCAAGGAUCUCACCCAAAGCCAGAGUGGAGACCUCGAUAAAUCAACCUUGUCCUAUGGAGAGCGAGCUGCGCGCAGGAAACAACAGGCAACAACGACGUCAUCGCGUGAAACGUCCGACUGGGAUGCUUUGGAAUCGACGAACACUGCUAUCUGGAAGUCGAAGGCUCUAACCUUGGGAAGGAUAUCGGCCUUUUCCCGAAAGAGAACUUCGACAUUGUCGGGCUCAGAUACGAUGAGAGGAUCUCGAUCAUCCAGCAUCUCAACACCAAUGGGCUCAUUUAACGAUCUAGCUGUUAGCCGUGAUCGGAUGAACUCGGAUGCCGGCUCGGCAACGUCCUUGGCAGAUCGUCCCCAGAAGAACACUAGGUGGCGUGAAGCGAUGCAACGAAGUGCUCUCAAACCGGCAUCCAGCCGUACCCGCGGAGGGUCUGUGCCGGAGGUCAGCAUUAGCGUACACCAGGGCACCAGUCAGGGGGACCAUGAGUUCACACAAUCAUCAGUUACUCCAUCCCUAUCUAGCCAGUAUGAUAGUGGUACGGUCUCCAGUCAGGUCAAAACACUCCCUCCAGGAAGACGAGGGCUGUCCCCUCGUGGAGAUGAGAGAUACGCCGAGAAAGGGCAGCGUCCAAGGAGCUCUUCAGUGCCCCGUGUUGUCCUCAGUCGUGACGUUUCAUUGUCUUCGAGCGGAUAUUCAACUUCUGGUGGAGCUGCCCAUGCACUGCAAGUAUGCAGUGACCGGGAAUCAACUCCAAGUCCCAGUGAAAUGGACCAGAUGCUCCAAGGUGUUAGCUCCCCAGAGCCUGGCACUACUGGACGCCCAGUCUCGCGGCAGCCAUCAGCAAUAGGAGCGGAUGCCAUUUUGGAAAUACCCGAGGAUAGCGAACUUGAACUACAUCCGAAAGCUGCACAAGCAGCAUCCCUUCAACGUAGCCACUCUCAUGAAGUCUCUUAUGGCAAUGAUGACGUGGAAGCAGGCAGACUGUCACCCUUCUACAAGCCACAAACAGCUGAUACUGAGAGCAAAUCAGCUUCAUUGCCAAGAGCGGAACCUCUUAUCACCUUCAGUGAUGCUGAAGAUGUAGACCACAGUGUUCCAGAAAAGAGAUCCAGGCUCAAAGGCUCCACUUUAGCCAGAGCUACCAGCUCAGGAAGUGAUACACGUUUCUCCGCACCUCUCCCUCCAGCCAAGUCCAAGUCUAAAUCGAAAGGUGGAUGGAAAGCUCUGAAGAAAAAGGUACGAUCUCCAUCACCUCCAUCACAAUCAAGAGAUCCGUCUGCCAAGCGAAAGCCAGUGCAGAAAUCACAAUCGAUAUCACUGUCGACUUCGGCAGAUUAUUCCGGCCGUGAGCGCGGCACCUCUGUGCCGGACAUUGCCAUGUCAUUUGAUGACUCGACGGGAGAAGAACAUCAAUUCACAAAAUCAUGCACUCUACCUCCACCGCAGAGACAUCGACCAUCUCCUUCCAGCUCACCUGAAACAAGAAGGCACGCUCCCAAAGGUUCUCAGCUAGCCAGAGAGUCAAGCCAGGAGAAUUCUCAACGCUUCUCUAUGCCUCUUCCGCCACCCAAAAAGAAGAAGAAAGGGAAGAAGAUGCCUCAGCACAGCUCAUCACUGCCAAGGCAUGUUGUGUCGACCAGUAGUGGCUCCUUUACUUCAUCUUCUGGAGGUGCUGAGCAAGCCAUGCGGGUGUGUGAUGACCGAGAGUAUUCUCCCAGUCCAACAGAUGUGGUUGUAACUGGUGGUGGCAACUCUCCAGAGCCUGGUGCUGAAAGGAUUCCAUCCCAAACCAGACGGCCGUCAGCCAAUAUUGGAAUCUUCAUCUCUGGGAUACCAGAGGACUCUGAGCUAGAAAUUCACUCACAGCGAGAACCGGCAGGUAUGCUAGUGCCAAUGGAGAUUGCACCAAGGUUUACCGCUCCAGCCAGCCACCAUGGUAGUCACCAGCACCCGAUGACAACGCAUAGUGGACAUCACACUGAUCCGAAUGCUGCAGUGCAUGCCAGCGAUUCACCAUCCGGUGGCUCGCUUAUUACUGCGAAGGGAGGUUUGGCAAGAGACACGACUCUGCCUACACCACGAGUGGAGCCUCUUAUCGUAAUCAGUGACAAUGACAGUCCUGGGCUAGAUGGUAAUGAGCCACGCAUCCCUAAAUCGAGAAUGAAGGGCGCUAAACUGGCCAGAGCCACGAGCACUGCAGCUGAUCACUCCAGAUUCUCUGCACCUUUACCACCGCCAAAAUCAAGGUCCAGGUCCAACUCCGCCAGUGGAUGGAGCAGUCUGACGAAGAAGCUGCGAUCUCCAUCACCCCUGUCACGAACAGCAGAAGAGACGCCAACCAAAGACAACACAAUGCCAACGCCAGACUCACUAUCACCAUCGGUGGCAUAUUCAGGCCGCGAGCGUGGCUCCUCUGUGCCCAAUAUUGCUGUCUCGUUUGCUGAAUCAACAGAGGAGGGAGAUCCAUUCACCUCAUCUACACUGCCCUCACAUCACAGAACUCAGCCACGCUCUCCUUCGCCCCUACCUGAAACCAGAUCCCGACAUGCCAAAGGUGCUCAGCUAGCUAGGCUAUCAAGUGAAGAGAAUCCAGAGCGUUUCUCUAUGCCACUUCCACCACCCAAGAAGAAACAGAGGGCCAAAAAGACGCAUCAACGCAGCUCAUCACUGCCAAGGCAUGUCGAACCCCCAACCAGUGGUUCCUUGUCUUCAUCUUCCGGCGGUGCUGAUAACUCCAUGAGUGUGUGCGAUGCAGACCUAAGCCCUGCUGCAACUGGUUCUGUGCUGAAGAGUACAGUAGCUACCGGUCCGUCUCAAGGACUUUGUUCUGCUGGUUUAAGAUCAGACCCAAGACUCCCACCUGUCAUUCCCAGCCGACACAAUGCUGACAUUCCGCAAAUACAUCAGCCGCAUGUUCUUGUCACACCUGGAAGCAUAGACGCAUCAACUCGAGAGGUAGUUGGCACCUGCACCUUGGACCCCGCUGCGUUCAACAUUGAUCACCUCACAGCCAUGCGUGCGCUGCACGGCCAAUCGUUUGGAAACAGUGGAGACGACGAGCGGAGCGCGCCUUCGUCGUUUGACCAUCAGCACAUGGAUGUAUUGCCGACGGGUGAUGACCGUAUGCCUGCACCGCCUGCACCGACUACCUCACCGAGAGCCGAGCCGCUGAUUCUCCUCACUGACAGUGACAUGGCGUACAGCUCCUCGAUGCAAGAACACAUGGCUGCGUUCCAGGAGAGUCUUGAGUCUUCACGCAGUGCCGCCUCACACAUGAAGGGCUCUAAAUUGGCCAAAGCAACAAGUACAGAUGUCAACCACACCCGAUUCUCUGCUCCAUUGCCGCCAGCAAAACCUAAAUCUAAAUCUGGAGCAGGAUGGAACUUUCUGAAGAAGAUCCGCUCCCCUUCGCCACCAUCAGGGCGCCGGAAUUCAUCCGCAGAGCCAAAGAAGACCAAUCCCAUAACCGAACCCAGAGGCAGAAAGCGACAGAAACAAACAUCUCCGCAGUCAUCAGAAGAUUUGAACAGCAGCCUAUCAGUGUUUUCAAAACCAAGAUCUAUAUCGGCCUCGUCUGCAGCGGAGCACCCUGGCAAGCCAGACACUUCAUCUGCAGCUGCCAGGCGUCGGGCCUUCUCUUCCUCAUCCAAGAGUGACUUGUUCAAGCCAGUAACAGAUGGUAAAGAUCUUGAUGCAUCACAAACACCAUCCAGAGCCGAUAAUGAGGGUGGCAUGAGAAGAAGUCGCAGCAAAGAAAGAAACACAAGCAGAUUUGCAAGACAAUCAACAUCAGAAGACAAGAAGACUGCCGGUUUGCAAAAAUCACCACAGUCGCCAUCAUUCCAAUCACAGUCAGUGGAUUUCUUGUCUGAUUUGCCACCUGCCAUCAAUCUUCCACCGCCCAUAUCUCCGGUAUUGAGCUCCACCGCUCCAGUGCUGGUUGAUAUUCCGUUGGCGGCAAGCCAGCCAACUCCUCAAUCCCAUCUUGCCACGGCUGAUCUCCUGGAUUCGCAGUUCGCUCUGCCGGCGCGCCUUCCGCCACCAAUUCCGCCUGUCGUGAAUCUACCGCCAGACAUGCAGCAGACUGCGAGUGACGGGAGUGUGAUGCCUGGAGCGACAAUGACAGGAUCAGCCAGUGCAACUGCUCCUCCGUCCGGCGGGGAAGUGACAGAGGAUCUGACACUCCCUGUCACAGCCAGCGUCUCCAGCAGUGAUGGCAGCAACCGGCAACUAGAAUAAUAUCCAUUGAAGAUGCAAUAGCCACUCGCAAUGAAAGUAACUCAAUCCGAGCAAUAAAAAUAGCAUUGCUAUUGACUGCCAAUAUACCAUGAAAUGAAAUGUCCCAUUCCAACCACUAGUGAACCUAGAAUUCUGCAUUGUGUCUUUAGCUACUGUACAUAGAACAUCAUGCCAUCUUGAUAAUGUUAUUGUGAAACAUUUGAUGCCGCGUGACCUUCCCGUAGGCAAUGUCCCAAAGAACGUUCCUGUAUAGCCGAGUGAUGUCACGGCGUUCUUCUCAUUGAAUAUUGUUGAUUUUCAGCGGAAUGAGGUCUUUAUUUUUAUUGACAUGCCUCUCCUUUCCAUUCGUGUUGAGCUCACUCUGCAUGCUUGCUGAUUCUCCCUUUGAUUGUAUUUUAAUUAUGCUCUGAAAGAUUCUGUAACUAAUCGAAGCAUGCCAUUGCAUUUGGUAAUCCUGAAUGUCUUGCACAGUGCAUUUCAAUCAAUUUUCCAUGCAAUGAAUUCAUACACAUUGAUAGAUCGUAUAUUGAGCAAGCCGAUGCAUUCAAUUCCUGAAGACAAGCAGAGCAUUUCGUUAGAAAUUUGUAACAUGUUUUCUUUGCCAAUACUUUCAUGCUUUGCAGACUUCCUCGACACAGCCUUGCUGAAUUGCAACAUUUUACAAGAGAAAUGUCAAUGGUCACACAAUCCCUUGCUCAGAUAAUUUAUAUUGCUUACUGCAUGACAUUUCACUACGGAGUGUACACUAGUAA